UAAAUGGUUGGAGAUGGCAUUAGGGAGAGGCCCAUUUUGAACUAUAGCCUUCUUCCACAAUCGGUAUUCCCCUCCCCCUCUUUCUUAUUUCCAUUUCCCCCAAAAUUAGAGACAAAUCCCUAAAUUCCGUCGCCUGACUCCUCACUCCAUCAGAAUCGACGCCCUACUCCCCUCCUCUGUCGGCCCUGCUCAUGCCACCACUGCGCUGCUGUGCGCGGGGUGGUUCGCCGUCGUGGCCCUCCGUCUAUUUCUCUCUCGGGUUCCGCCGCCAACGCCGCCAUGCACCCCAUCAGCCGCCGCCGCCUUUCCUCCAGCAGUCCGGCCGUCUCCGGACAGCCGGCGAGCCCUCCGCCACUGCACUCUCUCUCUCUCUCCCGACACCACUACCGUCACCCCGCCAUUCUCCGAUAGGGGUGAAAUCAGUGAUGGAUUUGGGGUGUUGGGCUGUCAUCGUUAGCGACGGGUUGCGGAGCUUGCUGCCGGAAUCCGGCAGAUUCAUGCUCUUGAGGAUGAUGCGUGAAAGAGAGAGGAACACGUGGAAGAUUGCUGAAGAAGACGUGGAGAGAUUACAGAGGGAUAGCUGGAGCUUAUCUGUGAGGGUUAUUGGGCUACAAGGCCCAAAUUUAAUCAUUAGCAAAAAUCUUAAGAAAAGAUAUGGGCUGACAAAAAAUAGUUUAUAGGCCCAACAAUAUUUACACGUAAAUUUUCUUACAUUUUAUUUUAUUAGAGAUGUAUGUUCAUGAAUUUAUAAACUCAUGCCUUGGUUUAGUGGUCUGUCAAUUUUCUUUAA
Molecule: messenger RNA, 790 nt
Organism: Salvia hispanica
Lineage: Eukaryota; Viridiplantae; Streptophyta; Magnoliopsida; Lamiales; Lamiaceae
Source: RefSeq, a predicted model, not a curated record